Messenger RNA from Papaver somniferum (opium poppy), 1335 nucleotides. RefSeq lists its product as uncharacterized. The coding region runs from base 182 to 1204 and encodes 340 amino acids. Lineage: Eukaryota; Viridiplantae; Streptophyta; Magnoliopsida; Ranunculales; Papaveraceae. The record is from RefSeq and is a predicted model, not a curated record. The transcript is spliced from 3 exons.
CUGGCUUUAAUGGGGAGAGUAAUUUGGUGAGUGAAAAAUGUUGAAAUGAGAAUGAUGAAAUUCCAAAUUCUGGAAAGAACUGAAACUUCAAGUAGAUAAGCACAUGACCAGCAUUGUGAAGUUUAUGCUAAUGCGUUGAAGAGGAGGUCCAUAAAUUCAUAUUCUAUCUUGUACAAGAAUCAUGGUUCAGAAACGGAAAUCCGAAGGGCGGAGAGAUUCCAAAAGGAGAGGCGGGCACUUUGAAUCUUCGGCUGAUGAAACAGGUAGUGGUUCGCGUUCUUUCGCAGAACCAAAAUUGUUCAAGAAGCAUAAAGCAGUUUUCAGUCAUGUGCCGCUUUUAAUUGAGGAACCAAGCAAAAUGAAGUGUCACUCAAAACAAAGGAGUCUGAGAAGUGAAUCGAGUAAGAAGAGCCACAAACUAACUUUCAAAGAGGUGGGAGAGGAGAGUUGCAACAGAUUUAACCUUUCUGAUGCUCUAAAUGAAAAUCGCAAGUUCAUGAAGUCUAUACUGCAGGAACUCAAAGUCGGUAGAGAGAAAAUGUUAAUAGGGCUAAGAGAGGAGAUAAGAAAAGUUGGAGAAAGUGAUAAUGAAGAUGACAAUGGUGUGGCACAGAAUCCAGUGAGCUUUGAAUGUGAUAGACAAGAAUUUCAAGAUCAGAAUGCUACUAAGAAAACAACGUUGGGAUCUGAAGAACCAAGAAAAAUGAAUCUUCACUUUACAUUUGAAAGAGCGGCUGGACCGGAUACUGAAUCAUGUGAGAAGAGAGACGAACCGUCGAAUGAAAACAGUUUUAACCUUUGUGAUUCUCUGAACGAGAACCGCAAGUUCAUGAAGUCUAUAUUGGAGGACCUCAGAGUAGGUGGAGAGAAAAUGCUGAUAAGGCUAAAAGAAGAUAUACCAAAAGUGAGAGUGAACGAUAUUAACGAGGAGGAGGGUGUUACGGCGCAUGAGAUUCCAGUGGAAGGCAAGAGGAAUAUCACUUGUGAUGAAGGUGCUGAAAAGGGGAGGCUUGCGGUUGCGGAUUCACUUUGUGACCCAUCCAUGGAUACAUGUGUUCAUCGUGAAGGCUUCUCAAGGGAUAACAAGGAAGAGUUCGAAGAUUAUUCCGAUCAGACAGAUGAUGCAAAAAGGACCGAAACGGGGUUUCACCAUCUUCAAGUUGGCCCUGCAGACCGAUCGAUCAAGAGAAUGUGUAGAAGCUAGCUUAUGUACUGCAAAAAAAAACAUAUUCGGUUGGUCAGUGAAUCGGCAUGGGAUUGACUUAAGCUAGCUCGUGUCCACAUGGAUUUUAUAUGUGUAUGAGCACAGAACAGACAAAUAUUGUUAACAUGAGA